AAAAAAAUACAGGCGUCGAGAGGCCCUCUACACAAGGCUGCUAUCAAUGGACAGUUCGAAAUAAUCAAAGUACUUCUUGAAAGUGGUGAAGAUGUGGAUAAAAAAGAUCAGGUUUGUGUCUUGUACAGUUUAAUAUGUUAAAUUAAUUUUGAGUCCUCUUCUCACGAGAAAUCCUCGUAUAAAUGACCUUCGCGCCUUAUGAAAGACGUUAACGCAUUGUGCCUGUGCGUAAUUAUAACACGUGUUAUGUUGGAAUGCCGUUGCCCGGACAUGACUCGAACCAAACGCGAACCAUUUAUACGAGCUCUUCGCGUCCUAUGUAAGACAUGCCGUGCUAAUUCAGAAGCGUCUUAUGUAGGACGUGUUUUAUUGUUCUUAGUAUAUGUAAGCGGUCGUGUUUAUAGCGCGAAGACGUGUCUUUUCGGGAUCUUCCACUUUGAAGCUUUUCAUCAUCAUCAUGUCCCAGUUUCUGGAGGCUUUAAUUCUCACCAUGACUCUGUUAAACCAAUUUUCCACUCUCCUCUUCUUGACCGGCUGAAGCGUCAUCUUGAAUUGGCUUGCUUUAGAAGCGCAGGUUAUCUGUCCUUCAAGUUAAUUCUUUACCCGAACUCUGAUUCUACCUCUUAACUGACGAGAUUAACGACUAGUGGCGACAUUAGCUUGAAUCCUGGCCCAGAAAGAUGCUCUGUUUGUGGUAAUUCCGUCACUCGAAACCAUCGUUCCCAUCUUGUGACUUUUGCGAACUUUGGUGCCACAUCAAGUGCGGCCUAAUCACACCAAGGGAGUUUAAAAGGUUUCAAUCACUCGAAAACUUCAACUGAAUUUUGCCCGUUGGUCUUGCCUUGUCUUCAUCUGUGCCUAUUGGCCAUAAAUCUAUCUCCUCUCCUUCGAUCUCUGGCCAUGGCGUAAACUGUUUUGGUUUAUUUUUAACUUAAGUGCACGCUCAUCGACAUGUCAGAAGAUUCAAACCGUCCUCGACCUUGUCCUUACAUCGACACUUUCUUUCAGUCAGCUACGUCAGCUAUUGGCCAAGUUUUUGUAAUUAUGAGUGGACAGUGACCUGCAACGUUGCAAUUGGGCUCAAUUUUAGUGUUACACUUGGUUUGUUUCUUGUAAACUAGCUAACAAGGACAUAGUAAAGAGGCUAAAAAUUAGUACAACAACAUCCCCUCCAUUUAUUUUAUAAUAGGCUAUCGUUACACUGCACUAUUUGGCUUAUUUCAACCUCUAUUUAUGUCUUUCUCUCGUUUAUAUUACUUUAAACUGAGGUACUGCAUUGGCAGAGCCCUGUUUACUGGGCAAUGAAGACACAGAUGUCAUAUGGGUGAAAAUAGCUAUGGGUCGACGUCCUUUCACACUGAAGUAGCGAGGCAGAAUGACACAAAACUCCGCGUCCCCGCGUGAUCAACAAUGGGCUCUAUAGGGGGGUACAAAGGAUUUCCCCCAACCACUCACCCUCUCCUGAAUUGACAAUUACUCAUUCAAGUGAAAAACUCGUAUGAAAUAAUCGAUUAACAAUACUUCUCGGGUAAGGACAAAAAUUCUAUUUGUUAGCAAAUAUUUCUCAUCUAACUGCGUUUUUGUCCUCUUUUCUGUAGUUUUCUUUGACGCCUCUUCAUCUUGCCUGUUGGUAUGGACAGGAAUCUGCGGUCAAACUAUUUUUAGAACACGGUGCGAACGUGAACGUUAAGGACAGGGUGAGUCAUAGACAACCAAAUUGACUAAUUAGAUGUCAUAUCAGUGCAUCAGGUUGAUACUCUAAACCGAAAGGGACAUCCAUGUGUUGACGCCGAAAUUGACGAAGCUUAUCAUGGGAGUGUAAACUAUGGAACAUGACAGAGUGCCAUGUAAUUGGUCAAAUAAACAACGAAUAGUUCAUAGGGUUCAGUUCACGUGAGGUUGCACUUGAAAAUAACUGGCCAAAGACAAAGCUCAACGAAGAGUUGUUGAUUAACUAAAAUUUAUUUCCGGUGAUCAAUAAAUUAUGAUCUCUUAGAACAUGUUUUGAUUUGAACGUUUCAUUGAACUGGUUUUUGCUCUAAUCCCACCUGCGAAAUCAGCCUCUAACUCUUACCUAUAUAACCCUCAGAGGCUUGUUAAGUUUCCUCCUCUCUUCCUGUAUUUCAUUUGAGUGCUUUUUCCACCGCAUUUUUACACGUUAAAUGAAUGAGCUACAUUGCAGUCGUUUAUGGAUGUUGCUGGAAUUGUAGCAUGCCUCUAAUAGAAUAGGAAUUGUUCCCUCACUGGAGGGGAACUGCUCUUUUUUCUUUGCUGUUUUGGAUUACCAGUAACCUUUCCUGCGAGAUCGAUAGUUAGAGCCCAUGGGAGGAGAUGUCUUUUUGUUUUUGUUUUUUGGUUUUCUCAAACAAAAACAAAAAAACAGCAACAGGAAAAGAUUUUGAUCCGGCAGGCUACCCAAAUCGUUUUAACUCUUUUCCUUUUUAAGGAUUUUUUUUUUUAAAAGGUUAACAUUAGAUUUUGUUAAAGAACAAUUGAAUGAGACCAUGCUUCAACACUUAUGUCCAGGAUGGAAUGCACAUGCAAAAUGCACAGAAUUUUUGGUUUGUUUUGUUUUGUUUUGUUUUGUUCUUAAUGGCUUUGAUGUGUAAUUUUUUUUUGUUAACAGCACGUUGCCUUACGUAGUGUAGACAAAGCGGAGAUUUGCAGUUAUGAAGAAUUACCGUUGUUAAAAUGUUCCAAUGAUAAAUAUUCAAAAGUGGGUAACACAAUUAACUCUACUUCGAUAUAAUGUUUUUAGUUUCAGCGUACUCCUCUGCAAAAAGCCGAACGUCAAAACCACCAUUCCAUAGUCCAGUUGCUAUUGAAGAAUGAUGCCAGGCCAUGUCCUCAUCAACCAGUAAGUUAAUUGUGCCCGAAAAACUGUCUCACAUUUCUGCUUUAACUUAUGAGGUCAUAGACUUGUAACGAUAACAACCGACCACCACUUCAUUUUGUGUAGAACACGUCUAUCUACAAUAUGAAUACAGGGCAACCCAUAUAAACUAUUAUAUGCAAAUAUCUACUUACUUGUAGUAUCAAAUGGAUUCCCUCUUUAUCACUUCCUCUUAUAAACUUGGUCAUUUUUUAACAGGUCAGUCUAAAAAAACUCUCAAGGAAAGCUUUCACACAAAUGGAUAAAAAGGCUGGAUUUAAUCUACUCCAGGCGGCUGUCUUAGAGGAUGAAUAUGACAUUGUUUUAAAAGCUCAUGGACUUCCAAGUUAUAAAAGUAUCAAAAGACUUUAUAAUGAGUGUGCUAAGGACAACAGUAGACAGCAGCUGCAGUGGGCUACAUUUAAUGAUGAUGCGGAACAAGCUGUUGAGCUUGUAUUAAAUGACGGUGCAGCUAUUAAUGCCCGAGCGUCAGAUAAUGAUUACACAGUUUUGUUGCAGGCGAGUCGAUCAUCCUCAAGUCAGUUCAUUGAGACCCUCAUUGAUCUUGGAGCCGACGUUGAUAUCCAAAGAAAAAAGAGUAAAGAAGCACCAUUAAAAUUAGCAGCUGUUUGGAACAACUAUAUGGCAGUGUGCUUGCUUGUAAGGCACGGAGCUUAUGUAGAUGUUCAGGAUAGUUAUGGAUUCACACCACUACACAUUUCAGUCAGAAACGGUCGCGAAAAUCUUAUCAGAUUACUACUUGCAAAUAAAGUAGACGUAAAUAUUCAAGAUGACGAUGGAUAUUUACCCUUGCACUGGUGUGCCUUUGAGGGUAACGAAAACCUCUGUAGAUUGUUACUUGAACACAACGCGGAUGUAAAUAUUCAAGAUAAUCGUGGAUGUACACUCUUGCACUGGUCUGCCAGAGAGGGUAAUGAAAGCCUCUGUAGAUUGUUACUUGAACACAACGCGGAUGUAAAUAUUCAAGAAAAACACGGAUUUACACCCUUGCACUGGUGUGCCUUUAAGGGUAACGAAAACAUCUGUAGAUUGUUACUUGAACACAACGUGGAUGUAAAUAUUCAAGAUAAAGGUGGAUGCACGCCCUUACACUGGUGUGCCUUUAAGGGUUACGAAAACAUCUGUAGAUUGUUGUUUGAACACAACGCAGAUGUAAAUAUUCAAGAAAAGCACGGAUUUACACCCUUGCACUGGUGUGCCUUUAAGGGUUACGAAAACAUCUGUAGAUUGUUACUUGAACACAACGUGGAUGUAAAUAUUCAAGAUAAAGAUGGAUGUACACCCUUGCACUGUUGUGUCAGAGAGGGUAACGAAAACAUCUGUAGAUUGUUACUUGAUCACAACACGGAUAUAAAUAUUCAAGAUAAAGAUGGAUGUACACCUUUGCACUGGUGUGCCAUAGGGGGUAACGAAAACCUCUGUAGAUUGUUACUUGAACACAACGCAGAUGUAAAUAUUCAAGAUAAAUAUGGCUCUACCCCGCUGCACCUGUCAGCUCGUAGAAACAGGGAUUGCAGUGAGAUAAUCGAUCUCCUGGUGAAGUAUGGGGUGCAAAACUUAAGCAUCCGUGAUGCAAAAGGCAGGACUCCUCUUCAAAUGGCAGUGAGACUUUGGAACGCACAAGCUGUGAAAACGCUUGUUGACCUAGGAGCUGAUACUAGUGUGGUUAAAGCCGAUGAAAAGGGUGCCAUCAUACUGGAACGCUUAAAGAAUGAAGCGGAGAGGUACUAGAUGGAGCAAUAUCGUACGUUUGAAAUCGGCUCUGCGCAAAAAGCUAACGAGACGGGAAAAUGCACCAGGGGUCUCUUUUGUUCCAGUUAAAGGAAAACUCACGAAGUCUCAUCUCAAAUCAAAGAAAACACUGAGGCAAUCCUCUUCGUCUACAACAAAGGAAAUAGAGGACGAACCGGAAGCU
Porites lobata is the source of this 4808-nucleotide messenger RNA. The record is from the annotation of a GenBank genome assembly. Lineage: Eukaryota; Metazoa; Cnidaria; Anthozoa; Scleractinia; Poritidae.